Capra hircus (goat) is the source of this 1285-nucleotide messenger RNA. It is a transcript of the gene CLEC1B, whose product is annotated as C-type lectin domain family 1 member B. Lineage: Eukaryota; Metazoa; Chordata; Mammalia; Artiodactyla; Bovidae. The transcript is spliced from 6 exons. Bases 119 to 799 code for a protein of 226 amino acids. The record is from RefSeq and is a predicted model, not a curated record.
GUGGCUCCAACUUAGCAAACAGAGGAGAAUCACAGGCGGGUAGACAUUGAGAUCAUCAGAGUGGACAAAUUUUGUGAAACCAUUGAACACUGAACUCACUUGCAGCCCAAGGAAAGCCAUGCAGGAUGAAGAUGGAUAUGUCACCUUAAAUAUUAAAGCUCAAAAACCAGCUCUGACUUCAGUGGAACCUGCUUCCUCCCCUUUGUGGCGUGUGAUGGCUUUGGCUCUGCUGGUCUUAUGCGUGGGGAUGGUUGUUGGGCUGGUGGCUCUGGGGCUUAUGUCUGUCAUGCAGCAAAACUACCUACAAGCCGAAAAUGAAAAUCUCUCAGGAACUCUGAAAAUGUUAGUAAAGAAGGUCUGCCAAGAUUUAAUACAACUAUCAGGACAAAAGGAAAGUCAUAAGUGCAACCCAUGUGACACACACUGGCGAUACUAUGGAGACAGUUGCUAUGGAUUUUUCAAGCACAACCUGACAUGGGAAGAGAGUAAGAAGUACUGUAUUGACGUAAAUGCUACUCUUGUGAAGAUCACCAGCAAGAGCAUCCUGCAAUAUCUCAAUAGCAGGACUGGAUUAAUUCGUUGGAUUGGAUUGUCCCGCCAGAAAUCCAGUGACGUCUGGAGGUGGGAAGAUGGCUCAGUUCCUUCCGAAACUGUGUUGAAGCUUUCUGGAACUGGAACAGAACAUAUGAAUUGUGCUUAUUUUCAUAAUGGAAAAAUUCACCCUACCUUCUGUGAGAAUAGACAUUACUUAAUGUGUGAAAGGAAAGCAGGCACAGUAAAGGUGGAACAACUACUUUAAUGCAGACAUGGGGCAGAAUGUCACAGAUAAGUGCUUGAUUGGACAAUAAAAGAUCUGGGUGAAGGAACCAUUAGCCGCAGAAUUGCCUAUUUUUCCCUUUUUUUCAGCUUGGAGUCAUUAUCCAUGACUUUGCAUUAUCUAUCCUACCAAACACAUGUAGUUCCUUCUUUAUAUAGCCCUUUAUACUGAGGAACAGGUUAGUGCCUUCUUUAAACAUCCAGAAGCCCGUGUGUGAACCCACCAUUUGUUUCCUAAUUGUUCUGUUUCCAUUAAUUUUCAUUCUCCUUGUCUUCCAUUCCUAAUUAUCACAAGAUAUUCAUACUAUGAUUCACUGCAUCUUCAGACAUAAAUACAUAUAUUUUACAUUGAAACAAGAAAAGUUAGGGCUUCACUGACUUAAGCUAUGCAAAAUAUCUAAGUUUGAAGGACAGUAUAAGGUAAGAGAAAGGAUACUAAACUUGGAAUCAGUAAAAUUAUUUAUUUUUA